GUGACGACCAUAUCUCGGACUAGUACAACUGACAGUGAAGCGAUAUCAAGUUGCAGAGAAGAAAAGAGAAGGACCGAAGUGAGAGCGGCAGCUUAAUUAGCCAUGGCUCAAGCACAGGCGACACGAGGCUCAGGCGACCCCAUGAAGGCCCAGCAGGAGCAGCCGGAGCCCAUCCAGUACGGCCACGUCUUCGCCGUCACGGGCGACCUAGCCGUCCAGGCCAUCGCGCCGCGGGACGCGGAGGCCAUGCGCACCGCCGAGGAGAGCGUGCAGGGCGUGCAGGUCCCGCAGGCCAGCGGCGGCGGCUUCAGCGCGGCGGUGGCCAUGGAGACGGCCGCCACGUACAACCAGGCCGUCGGCGCCGUCCGCCCGGGCCAGGCCAGCGACGCGGCCACCAAGCAGGGCAUCACCGUCACCCAGACGGCCGUGCCCGGCGGCCGCAUCGUCACCGAGUUCGUGGCCGGCCAGGUGGUGGGGCAGUACUCCGUGGCCGACCAGGCGAUGAUGCAGCAGCAGCAGGUGGAGGAGGACACGAGCAAGGUGACGAUCGGCGAGGCCAUGGAGGCAGCGGCCCUGUCCGCGGGCGAUCGGCCCCUCGAGGAGGCCGACGCGGCGGCCAUCCGCGCCGCGGAGACCCAGGCGCAGGGAGCGGACGAGGUCAUGCCCGGCGGCCUCGCCGACCAGGCGUGGGCCGCCGCAAGCGCCAACGCCUGGGCGGAGCGCGACGAGGACAAGAUCACGGUCAGCGAUGUCCUCUCGGACGCGACGACGAAGCUGGCGGAUGACAAGCCGGCGGAGAGGGAGGACGCGGCAAGAGUGGUGCAGGCGGAGACGUACAGCGACGCCGGGGCGCGCACCAAGGCCGGCGGGGUGGGCGCCGCGAUCACCACGGCGGCGAGGCUUAACCAGGAGGACGACGACGACGCUUGAAUUUGCCACGUCUCGUGUGUGUGUACCGUACACUCGGAACAAUCGGAACAAGUUCGUGUGCAACCUUGCAGGAGAGCAUCCUGUCGAGUGAGGCGAAUCAAGGCAGCAGUAGGUUCAGCCAGCCUUGUGUGUAAUAAACAAAUAACAGUGCUGGCCCGGCUGUGAGUCUGUACAUGUUUUUCUUUUCUCUCCGGAGUUGUAGUAUGACGUCGUGUGCUUUUUACUCCGUUUCGCUCAAGUUGAAGUCUAUUUCCGCUGUU
Aegilops tauschii subsp. strangulata is the source of this 1190-nucleotide messenger RNA. Its product is annotated as late embryogenesis abundant protein 31. The record is from RefSeq and is a predicted model, not a curated record. Lineage: Eukaryota; Viridiplantae; Streptophyta; Magnoliopsida; Poales; Poaceae.